UGCAGCCUGUAAAGUGGUCAGUCUUUAGCCUGACAUUCAGACACGAACUCAAGUUUAGUUUUGCACCGUCAAAUCUUAUUGGCCAAAGCCCAGUCUACAGGCAACUCCAUGUGAGCGCUAAUCCUCUCUUGUGCAGCCUUGCAGCCUGUGUAACAUGCAGACUGCCACCUGCUAAUUGGGCACAAGGGACCAGUGGUAUGUAUUAAUCCCCUUCACCACAUCCCUCCAUUCAUCCCCCUCUUCUCCACAACAAUACCCUACAGAUUUUAGUUAGACAAAGUUAUUUGCACUCUCUACAUCUCUUACUCUGAUUUUUAUGAUCUCAGUUUUUCCUUAGUGCUUAGCUAGUGAGGAGACUGUUUACUUCAUUUAGGUGUAAUAUUUGUCUUUUUUUUGAAUACCUAAUAACAUGGGGAUUGAUAUUAGAGUCAAUAUUUCAGAUGAUGUUGAACCUUAUGGAGGAAAAAGCGCCUUCACCCAACUGGAGCAUAACAUUGUGGCUGGAUAUCUUAUUACUGCAGGUGUCGUCAGUUUAGCAAGCAACAUUGUGGUGCUGCUGAUGUUCGUGAAGUUUAAGGAGCUCCGCACUGCCACCAACUUCAUCAUAAUCAACCUGGCAGUUACUGACAUUGGAGUGGCUGGUAUCGGUUACCCCCUGUCAGCUGCCUCAGAUAUCCACGGCAGCUGGAAAUUUGGCUACGUUGGCUGUCAGAUCUAUGCAGCUCUCAACAUCUUCUUUGGCAUGGCCAGUAUCGGCCUGCUGACUGUGGUGGCCAUCGACCGCUACCUCUCCAUCUGCAGACCAGAUAUAGGCCAGAAAAUGACAAUGCGAUCAUACAACCUUCUUAUUCUGGCAGCAUGGUUGAAUGCUGUGUUCUGGUCUUCAAUGCCUAUAGUGGGCUGGGCUGGCUAUGCCCCUGACCCCACUGGAGCCACAUGCACCAUCAACUGGAGACAGAAUGAUGCCUCCUUCAUCUCUUACACCAUGGCCGUGAUUGCUGUGAACUUUGUGGUGCCCCUGUCUGUCAUGUUUUACUGCUACUACAAUGUGUCAGUCACUGUGAGGAGAUACAAAGCCAGCAACUGCUUGGACAGCAUCAACAUCGACUGGUCAGAUCAGAUGGAUGUCACCAAGAUGUCCAUAGUGAUGAUCGUCAUGUUCCUCGUGGCCUGGUCUCCGUACUCCAUGGUGUGUCUCUGGGCAUCGUUUGGUGACCCGAAGACUAUCCCCGCUCCCAUGGCUAUCAUUGCGCCACUCUUUGCCAAGUCCUCCACCUUUUACAACCCCUGCAUUUAUGUCAUCGCAAACAAAAAGUUCAGAAGAGCCAUCAUAGGGAUGAUUCGAUGUCAAACCAGGCAGCGAAUCACCAUCAAUACCCAGGUUCCCAUGACAACCUCCCAACAACCUCUGACCCAGUGAGGUGAAGUCGCAUCGGUAUCAUGUAUUACUAUACCAUGGCAUUAAAUCUAUGUAUAGAAGAUUGCUUGGAUGAAACGUGAAUCAUUAUCAGUGUUUUUCUUUCUAACCUACCGCACUGUGGUGUUUACUGUGUAAAUUCCACUGGCUAACUUGUGUUCCAGUUACUCCAAAAUCAAACUGACAAAGGCAGUCUUUCUGUGUAUG
This is a messenger RNA of Scatophagus argus, 1624 nucleotides long. It is a transcript of the gene rrh, whose product is annotated as retinal pigment epithelium-derived rhodopsin homolog. The transcript has 7 exons. Bases 410 to 1420 code for a protein of 336 amino acids. Gene Ontology annotation, cellular component: photoreceptor outer segment; membrane. The record is from RefSeq and is a predicted model, not a curated record. Gene Ontology annotation, molecular function: G protein-coupled receptor activity. Gene Ontology annotation, biological process: visual perception; G protein-coupled receptor signaling pathway. Lineage: Eukaryota; Metazoa; Chordata; Actinopteri; Scatophagidae.